Schistosoma intercalatum is the source of this 3521-nucleotide messenger RNA. Lineage: Eukaryota; Metazoa; Platyhelminthes; Trematoda; Strigeidida; Schistosomatidae. The record is from the annotation of a GenBank genome assembly.
GGAUAUUAGUGGCGCCCAAACUGAGUCUUAGGUUACUAGUGUGAGCGAUGUAAAUAGAAUAGAAUUGUAGAUUGGAAUCCAAAGUAUGAUCACAAUUCAUAAACUCAAACGCUAACUAAAACAGCCUUGAAUCGGUCGCAAUGGAGCAGUUACACUCGUUAUUCGUUUUCCAGUGCAUAUUGAGUCAGAUUGCACCGUAGUCGUUAUUCCUCGUUUCUUCCGCUUUUUCCAACCAUGCCCAUAUUUAGCUUUACAUUAUUUUUUAUAUUGCUUUUUGUACUUUUGUUAAUUCUCGAUAGGUGCACUUAAUCGUAGGGACUUUGGCGGAUACAUAUAUGUAUACCAAGUAUAUAUAUACUUGUCUCAGAUCUUACGUUUUGGAUGACUGACUGUUAAAGAGUAAAAGGCUUUCAUUUGUGAUAGCUUCAAGUCAUUACAGUCAUAUGCAGUAUAUACCAUCACCAUUAGCAUUAAUUUUAGAUUAAAAUGAAUUAAAACUAACUUUACUGGCUUAGUUAAAGUCGUUUUUAAUCUUGAUUUAUGUGUAAUACGGUACUACCAUAGACAGACACCAUCAGCAUAGAGCCUGGGACAUAUAUAUCUUGGCUAAAGUCAUACUACAUUAGCACGGCGUGAUGGGAGUAACUGAGAUCGGAAUAGUGUAGUAGCAAUUAUAAAAAGACUACAAAGUGUAUUUUCAAAUUUUUUUAGGAGCUCAUGUCUUUUCAUUUGAUCACCUGAACAUAGCCUGGUUCUGUAUUACAUAUUAGUAGGCUUUAAAUUGUCUAUUGUUUGCCAAAGGUGUUAUUUUCUCUGCCCAAAAAGUAACUAGACGUCUUAAGAGCCACCCAUUCAAGUGUUUUAUUCUGUCAGAGUUUAUCCCAUUUUAUCACACGACUAGUGAGUAUUACUCAGUUAUAUCGAGCUGCAAACUCUAUGCAGUAUCAGCGAUAUAUACAUACAGAUUUUUAAGCAAUAAGUCUGCUGCUCAUAUUUCGAAUGACACCUGCCAGUUUUUCAAUUUGUGUGCUUAAUGAGAAAUGUGUACUCUUGUGUAAUUUCAUCUGUUUUUAGUAUCCAGAAGUACUUCAUUUUUACUAUCACAUUUCUAUCUCCAAGUUAUGUUUAGGUUCAAUCGAAAUGAAAAUGGAUUGCCCAACCUACAUUGUGUGCAACCAUCAAAGGUAUUGGUUACAAGAUGGUCUUGGCAAGCAGUUCCCAUGUGGGCUAACUUCCCUGUGCAACAUGACGGUCAAACAAUAUACCGACUUUCUUAAUUCAGUGUAUCAACUAAAACUCAUCAUUUAAAUUACAUUCCAGCAGUAAUCUCAUGGGGAAUAAGAGCAAAGUAGAAUCACUUACUGUUUGUGAUAUUACAGAUGCUUCGAUUUCGAAACAAAAUUCUUUCGAUGAACCAUCCAGUUCCUUUGUUACUCCACAUUCAAGUGCUCCUCGAUUGUCUACUGUUGUUCAGCCUGAGGAUGAAAUAAGACUAGUUGAGUUUCUUAAAGUUCAUGGAUUUCGGUGGUAUCAAGUUGUGAUAUUUCUCAUUUCUAUAAUCAGUUACCUCGCAGACAUUGCAUCCGAUGCAUACUUGGUUUAUACGUAUUAUAUUCAGGAAGAUUACUACUGGUCUAGUUUAACAAUGAUUUUCAUGGUUGUUCCCGCUCUCUUGAUGUCCAGUUUCAGUCUUGCGUGGUAUUUCAUUGACUAUAAAGUUCGAGUUGAUCCUCCGCGCAGCUAUCGAGCAUGGACGUUUAGACUGUUGUUUCAUGGACUCCAGUUGGCCCCACUAGUGAGGGCAGCUGAUGCUAUCUACUACGGUAUAGCAAGUCGACAACCCGGGUUAAGUCUUCGUGUAGCUGCACAAUAUACGCAGUUAAUGCUUUAUGAAGAUGCUGAUUGUGCUAUGCUUCGUUUGAUUGAAUGUUUCACUGAAUCCGCUCCACAACUUCUGUUACAGUUGUACAUUAUUUUAACGCAACCAUAUCCUGCACCUAAAUUUCAAAUGACUGCACAAUUUGUUUCAUGUGUGUUUUCAUGGCUUUCAUUGGCGUGGUCGUUAACCUACUACCAAACUGCUCUACGUAGUUCACGUAUUGAAAAAGGAAAUAUCCAGACCUUAGGUAUUAUAUUCUUCUUUUUCUGGAAGGCUGGAGUGCUAGCAUCACGAUUACUGGCUCUAGGUAUACUUGCCUCUGUUGUCAAGGGAUUUUGGUUUGUAGUAGCGCUCGGUAUUCAUUGGUUGUUGGCUUCUGGUUGGUUAAUCACUCGCGGGACGACGUUUUGUUCAUCUAAUUCACGAGCGUUAGGAGAACUAACCUUUGACUUUGUAUUAGGUGCAGUUUAUUGUUUUGAUGUGGUCAAUAUUCGUGAAGGACGAAGUCGAAUGUGGUAUGGAUCAUGUUACUUAAUAUUUGGCAUUGAAAACUCGGUAUGUGCGUCAUUAUGGUGGGUAACACAUUCAUUUAUUAAUGCAAGUCUUCCAAAAAGUGUGUUCAAAAAUCAACCAUCCACGUGGAACACCGUUUUACCUCCAUACACUCUUCUUAUUAUUGUGAUAUGCAGUUUUUGUAUGGGCAUAGUAAUGAUGAUCGUUUAUUACAUUACGUUUCAUCCAUCGGGAAAGAUUGAAUUAUGCAUUCCGUGUGAUGAAUUGAUAAUAACUUCAGGACUGCAAGAUUCAUUAACCGUCGAUCCAAAUAUUCAACUGUCAGAGAAAACUAUCCAGUUAUCAGUGUAAGUUGAAUCAGUAGAAAUAAAAUUCCAACAUUUAAAAUUUGUUUUUGCUGUCAAACUAAGAUUUUUCAAAUCGGAGUUUAUCUGACCGUAUAUUCAGCACACAGAAAAAUUAGUCCCAUCCCUUCCAGAUUGCUAUACUGGGGGAGAAUAAAAAAUAUGUACUCAAGAUAAUUUGCUUAUUUAUUUUAUAUGUAACCCAUAGAAUUUUCUUCAGUUAACAUAUGCUGGGAGAUACCGAAGAAAUGGCGUUAAUAUACGAUCUAAAAACGUAGCUGCACAGAAGGAAUAAGUUUAUACACCAUUUCAUCUUUCACGAUUAUUCAGAAUGACCUGAUCAUCCGAUUCUAUUUAUAAUGCACCAUAUUCCUGCUGGUCUACGCCGUUUUUCUGGUAUGAUAUUCUUGUCAUCACUAUUCACUGUGGCUUCAAUGAAUGUAAGCGUAUUUAGAUACAAACACAAAAUCUUGAGGAAAUUCACUUUCUUUAAAAUAAACAACGAUCUUGCUAUUUUUUAAUUGCUUUACGAAAAUUCAUUAGGAAAUCAUAAAACGGACAGUUUAACAAUUUGCAAGAACCAUUAACAUUCAUCUCAACACACAACAAUCACUUCCGUCUGCUGGCGAAAAAAUGAAGUCAAAGAAUUAAAACAGGCUUGAUGCCAUCAAUAGAUUGGCAACGAAAAUUUUUAUAUAAUAGAAAUAUUAGUUUGUAUGUAUAACAAAACAGUUGUUCAUCAAUUCGAGUUUUUUUUAAAAAUGAAAAUCAAUAAAGUAUGUCAG